UGGACAGUCAUUCAAAGAAGAUACAAUGGGCAGGAAAAUUUUUUUAGAACGUGGGACGAAUACAAACGAGGCUUCGGCAAUAUAUCGGCAGAGUUCUGGUUUGGAAACGAAAAAAUUCAUCAAUUAACUAAUCAAAAAUCUUACAGGCUUCGAAUAGAAAUGAAGACAUGGACUGGUUUGAAGUACGCUGUAGAAUAUGAAAACUUCAGAUUAUCUGAUGAAGAAGAUGGCUACCGAUUAACCGUUGGUGGCUUCGUCGGCAGGGAUAAUUUCAUUUCAACAACUCCUGAACCAAUAGAAAGCGACAGUUCUUCGGUAUUUGAAAAUAACCACAAUAAUCAAAAAUUCAGUACGAAAGAUCGUGACAAUGACGGACGAAAGUAUGACAACUGCGCCGUUCAUUACCAAGGUGCCUGGUGGUUUAAUGCUUGUUUUAAAUCCCAUUUAAACGGCAUUUAUAAACACUACAAAAAAAGUUUCAAAAAGCAAACAAAAAUGUUAUAUAUGAAUGAAUUCGAUGACAUCUUCAAUCGUGAUGGUUUAAUUUGGGACGGCAUUGAUGAACAUAUAUCUUUAAAGGAGACAAUUAUGAUGAUAAGGUCAAACGAUUAG
Messenger RNA from Helobdella robusta, 612 nucleotides. RefSeq lists its product as hypothetical. The record is from RefSeq and is a predicted model, not a curated record. NCBI's taxonomy places the organism in Eukaryota, Metazoa, Annelida, Clitellata, Rhynchobdellida, Glossiphoniidae. The annotation marks the transcript as partial. The transcript has 4 exons.